This is a messenger RNA of Chelmon rostratus (copperband butterflyfish), 1647 nucleotides long. RefSeq lists its product as uncharacterized. The transcript is spliced from 6 exons. Bases 12 to 416 code for a protein of 134 amino acids. The record is from RefSeq and is a predicted model, not a curated record. NCBI's taxonomy places the organism in Eukaryota, Metazoa, Chordata, Actinopteri, Chaetodontiformes, Chaetodontidae.
UGUGGUCAGAGAUGGAGUCUUUUCAGUCUGUCCCUCUCUUUAUGAUGAUGAUGGUUUUUAUCUCUGCUGGUCCUCUUCCUCCUUCACUCAACAACUCCAGACCUGAUGAUCAGAACACCGCGACACCUCACCUGCUCAACAACAAAGAGGAAAACUCCACCAGAUUUGAGUUUCGUCAAAGCGUCAACGACUCGCUGGGAAACGUCACGCAAGAAGUCACAUCCAACACCUGGGAGAACGAGCCCGGUUCACCUUCUCUCAUGUUUGAUCUUCAACCAGAAAGAUUCGCAACCUACCGCAGAGAAGGCUGUGUCCUCUCCACCUGUCUGACAGCAAACCUCGGCUCCGCCCUGCAGGGCGGGGACGAGACGGCGGGCGGAGCCACCACCGACCCAUUCGGCAUUGGAAAGAAAUGACAGGAAGCAGCUGUUAAACCUACGAAGUCACCAUCAUCAUCAUCGUAACCAUCGACACACCUGCAGCAGAGCCUGAUGGUUUUAUUUUCACCGUGUUAGAAAAUAUCGGAAAUCAAAAAUCAAACGUACCUGUGGAUAAAAAAACUGUCACUACGACUCCCAGGGUGCAUUUAGUCAAAAACGAUCCAGUCAUAGAGCUUCACAUUCUGGUGAUGAGUUUGGGUUUGAAUGCUCCUCCACUCUGCCGUGUGACCAGUCUCUGUUUCAUGGCAACAGCAGCUGAGGCUCAUGGGUAUUGUAGUAUUUACAGACAGCUCAAAGCUCAAACCUGUAAAUAACUGAAACACGCUGUAUGCUGUUCGAAUGAUCCAGGAGACGUUCUGAGUGUCUUCUUCUCAGACUCCUCCAACGUUGAAAAGACAUCACUCGAGCAAAUGAGAGAUGAGAGUCGACGAUAUUCAGCAGGAGGUCCCUCCGAGUCCCCUCUGGACCGGCUUCAUGUUUGGACCGUGGGAGGGAAAUACGAGGAGAGAAUGACAAACGCUUCAGACUCAGUAGUCACAGCCGCGCCUGGUGUACAUCACAGUUUGAGUGGAGAGAAACUGGACCUGAAACCGGGAUCCUGAACAGUCCGGCACAGUGUGACUGUGGUUCAGACUUUUGUUUUUACUUCACUUUUCCUGCUCAAAAGUCUUUUUUAACAUUUGUUUCUGAUUAAUCAGGAUUUUUCUGUCAGUUUGUGCACAGCUCUAAAAACUACAAUACCCAUGAUCCUCUGUGGCUGUUGCUAUGCAGAACAAGCCAGUCGGGGAAUAUGAAGCUCUGUGAUUGGAUGUUUGCUAGUGAAAUGCUCUCCGUAGAUAUUUUCUAACAUGCUGUGUUCACGAGCCUGUUUGUCUGUCAAUAAACAGCAUUUAUUAAACGGACUCAUGGAGUCAAACUAAACAGUGAAUAAAUGAACAGAGAGGACUACAGGAGGUCAGAGAUUAAAGGUCAAAGGUCACACAGACGCUGGUGAAAUCAUAAAGUGACGAUGUUCGUUCUUCACAUGGCUGAUCAACAGGGGGAGUCGCUCAACAACAAACAGAAACCGGCUUUUACUGAUCUCUGCUGAUCACUACUCGUUAGCAGAUCCAUUGAUAGUUGCAUUAAUUCCUCCUGUUCACACUGAUCAGUUCAUUCAACUGAUGUAUUGAUGUAUUGAUCGUGCAGGACGACCGUCUUCUGAUCC